This is a messenger RNA of Diabrotica balteata, 1221 nucleotides long. The record is from the annotation of a GenBank genome assembly. Lineage: Eukaryota; Metazoa; Arthropoda; Insecta; Coleoptera; Chrysomelidae.
AUGGAAACAGAGCGUCGACCGUUCGCCAAAAAUGUAGUUCUUUUCGUAGGGGAUGGCAUGGGCGUUGCAACUGCCACGGCUGCACGUAUUUUACGAGGUCAGAGACUGGGAAAAAGAGGUGAAGAUCACGAUUUGGCGUGGGAUUCGUUUCCUGCCGUCGCGUUAGCAAAAACUUUCAACAUGGAUGCUCAAAUAGGUGAAUCGUCGGCGUGUGCGACAGCCCUCAUGUGUGGAGUAAAAACCAAUUUCGAGACCGUGGGAUUGGAUGCUAGGGGUCGUUUUGAAAACUGUUUUUCGAGCUUCUCUUCGAGGGUGCCUUCUUUAAUUGAUUGGGCCCAAGAGUCAGGAAAGUCGACGGGGAUAGUUACAAAUACAAGAAUAACACAUGCCACACCUGCUGCACUUUACGGUCAUUCCCCAUCAAGAUACUGGGAAGACGACUCCAAAGUACCACCAGCGGCUAGAAAAUCAUGUAAGGAUUUGGCUAGGCAGCUUAUAGAGAAUGAUCCGGGAAGAAAUAUUAACGUGCUUCUUGGCGGUGGUCGACGACAUUGGCUGCCUAAAGUUGCCCACGAUCCAGAAAUGACGAAAGAAGAAGGUAGACGACUUGAUGGAAGAAAUCUUAUUGACGAUUGGGUGCGCGAUAAAAAGAAAAGAAGUUUGAAGGCGCAAUAUGUAUGGAACAAAGGACAACUCGAUCAGAUAGAUCCUAAUCAAGUUGAUUAUCUCUUGGAUUUCGUCACUGUUGCUGAUAGAACACCUAGUGUAGGGGCUAACAAUAUAUUUUUUGAUGUUGCUGAUUUAGGUGAAGAUGCUGGAGUCGCUGUAAUACUAGAGAAACAUUCAGUUACAUUCAGAUCUAACUCUGUAGAUUUCGUAAGAAAUUCGGCCGAUAAUAGUCUCGGCAUAUCUGAUACACAUUCGUCAAUUACAUUUACCGUAUCUCUUGUAAGUUUAUCUUCACUUCAAAGUGGGCGGAUAGACCACGCACAUCACUACAACAAUGCUUACAGGGCAUUAGACGAAACACUGGCGAUGGAGACGGCUCUAUUAGCCGCUUUGGCUCUAGUCAAUCCCACAGAAACCCUUAUUGUUGUUACGUCCGAUCAUUCCCACGUAUUAACUAUGGGAGGACAAGCUACCCCUAGAGGCCAUCCUAUUUUAGGUGAGUCGGGUGUAACUUUAAUAAAUCUUAUUAAGGGAUUAAAAAGUAAGGGUUAA